CAUUUAUUUCAAUUUUUAGUUUACUAAUUAAAUUGCUCUAAUUUUUGUUAUCAAUUUUUAGCUUUAAUUAUAACAAUUUAUGAUUAGUCUGAUAGCCAUUGUAUUGAAGUACCACCUUCGUUACAACAUAAUUGUGAUUACAUCAAAAAGACGUUAAUUGGAUGACAUCGCUUAAAAUAGUCCAAUCAUCUCAAUUAACUAAUUAAUUUCUUUUAUUUAUUUUGAUGUUUACAUAUGAAAUCAUAGAUAUUAUCCUACCUGGUCCGGAAUACAGAAAUUACCAGCACUUCAAAGUGUUCCAACUACUCCGAAUAACAAAUAAGAGAUGAAAAUCGUUCGCAAAACGUGCAAAAGGACCUGAAAUCAUUCAUAAUCGUCUUCUUUAUAAUCAAUAUGGUUUAAUGGCUUUUAUUUGGUGGUCAUUUGUCCCAAUCAAACCUCUUCUACCAAGAUGAAAACCGAAUCGUUAAGAUGGGAGAUUAAUCAGUUUCCACUUCUGAAUUUUCUCUAUGUUGGAAAUGAAAUGUGUUUAAAUUAUGGAUAAAAACUUACGAGGAAUUAGAACUAAUUUAGUCCAUCUAAAGGGAUUAAUUUUGUCCAUCAGAUCAUCGACAAUUCAGUUUAAAGAACAUUCAAAUUUCUACAAAAAGAACAAAAAUUUUGCUUAUUUGUUCCAACAAGAGAUGGCCCUUCAUUCUGAUGUUUACUUUUUCAAGUCUAAAGUUUUUCGAUUGAUCAACUUUUUUAAAUUAACCAAUUUACUAAUAUUUAUACACUUAUUUUCAAUCGAUUGAUUGUUUAUCUAAGCUGAUUAACUCAGGUUUAUUCUGUUUACACUUGACUCUUUUCCCCAUCAUCAAAGUUUCUUACAACAUUUUUGAUUAAGAUGGAUAUUCCGGUUGACAGGAUUCCUCGAGAUCUACGUAAUCUUCGUGCUUGCCUUCUGUGUUCUCUGGUUAAAACAUUCGAACAGUUUGAAGUUGAUGGAUGUGAUAAUUGUGAAUUUGUUCUUGGUAUUCGAGGUAAUCGAGACAUGAUCUUCGACUGUACUUCAUCCAAUUUCGAUGGAAUCAUUGGUUUAACCCAACCAGAUGAAAGUUGGUCGGCUAAAUGGCUGCGAAUACCCAAUUUUAAGCCCGGAAUUUACGCCAUCAGUGUUUCUGGGAAAUUACCACCAACCAUUUAUAGGGAACUUAAAUCACGAAACAUUCCCUACAAGUCGAGAGAUCGAGCAGCCUAAAAGUACAAUAACCGAUAAUCGAUAAGUGAUGGUUUAAGAAGAGAAAAUGAUCUGCACCCUGAUUAUCAUCAAUAUCAUCGAUUUUUCCAGUGAUUUUUUUCUAUUUAAUCUUAAUGUAUUUAGAAUGUUUCAUCGACACUUUCAUCUUUAAUCUGCCAUCAUGCAAAAGAUGAUCAAGAAGAAGAACCAAAAAUCUGAUCUCAGUCACGAUCCUCAAAAGUCACGUCAAAAUAAUAGUAAAAAAAACUGAUUUUAAUUUAAUUCCUUGGGAGUAGAAAACACAAUCUAAGGUUAUCUGAUUUUCAUAUGUAAGUAAUUCACAUUUUGUCAACUAAAUCAUUUUCUUGUGUAACAAAAUCAUCCAAACAAACUGAAAACAAUCAUAAUAUCAUAUAAGUUAUACAAUAAAUCACUUUCCCAUUAACAACAGAACGAAAAGCAAAUUGUAAACAACUUACAAUUCUUAUUGAUAUAAUGUUAACCUUUAACCUUUUUCCUCCAAGAGAAUUUCAAUUCUGAUCUUUGAUUCGUAUUCUGAUUAGAACUGAGUUUUCAGAAUAUAUGAAUUUUAAUCAUUCAAGUUCUUUGUAUUAUUUUCUUUUUCUUUUGUAAUAUUAUUUAAUUUAUUUCUU
Panonychus citri (citrus red mite) is the source of this 1872-nucleotide messenger RNA. Its product is annotated as transcription elongation factor SPT4-like. The transcript has 3 exons. Gene Ontology annotation, cellular component: DSIF complex; nucleus. The coding region runs from base 887 to 1240 and encodes 117 amino acids. Gene Ontology annotation, biological process: mRNA processing; regulation of transcription elongation by RNA polymerase II; chromatin organization. The record is from RefSeq and is a predicted model, not a curated record. Gene Ontology annotation, molecular function: zinc ion binding; RNA polymerase II complex binding. Lineage: Eukaryota; Metazoa; Arthropoda; Arachnida; Trombidiformes; Tetranychidae.